AUGUCCCGGAUUGGCCAGAGCUACGGCAAUUUUGAGGCUCCUCAGUGGCAGUGUCUAACUGGCACUCGGGACCGCACUGUCCUGUACGAGAAGAGUAUCGAGCACACUGCCGCGGCUCUUGCUUUCACUGCCCAGCUUAAUUACGAGCUGAACAACGAGGUCCAUACGAGCAGGACCCUCGCCCAAGAGGAGAGGGACCUCCACCUUAAAGCGAAUGACGACCUGAAGGCAGUGAAUACUAAGCUCGAGGCAGUGGUUAAGGAGCGUGAGGAAAUGGCCAAGGAGCUCGGAAAGCUGAAAAACGAACUCGAGGAGCAGAAGAAAGACAACAUCCAGCUUCGGGAGACCAAUAAGAAGCUCGAGGAAGACAAGGCCGUCACCCUCGACCUCAUGGAGGAUAUCAAAACCCGCCUUACUGCUGAGUUCAAAGAAAAGAAGGAAACGGCGGUCGAUUCAGCCAUGUACCGGAUGUGGGCCUAUAACGAAGAACUGGACACCAGUUUUUUGGGUCCCCUCGAGGCGUCCUUCCUCGAACGAUGGAAUGCCCGGCUCGAGAAGGAAGAGGCUGACCAGCUCGAGAAGGAUAAAGCUACUCCGAGUAUAGUGACUCUGAUUGGGCAGGGAAUUGAGAUGAUAGAAAGAUUUCGGUCUGACUUCGAUACUUUCGUCUCUACCUACAAGAAGGACAAAAAGCGCUCUUCUCAGUUUCUGCAUCAAGUUUUAGCUCAACUGUCCCAUAUUUGUGCCUCUACUGAUUCUGAAGCUCACUCAUGUUCUUGUGGUCCAAGUUCAUCCUCGGCCACUCAAUCUUCGCAUUCUCAGUCUGUUGAAGGUGUUCCAUCUGUUCCAUCUCAGGGAUUAUUGUUUGAAAACCUUCAAGAACCUACAAUACUCAAUUACCACAGGUUUUUUAUUGACAAAUUUGUUGGUGAGAUCAAGCUUUGGAGGAUUUUAUAUUGCAGUUUGACAAUGGAUAGAGAUUGGAUUUCAGCUGAUAGAUUGUAA
Messenger RNA from Humulus lupulus (European hop), 1005 nucleotides. RefSeq lists its product as uncharacterized. The transcript has 7 exons. Lineage: Eukaryota; Viridiplantae; Streptophyta; Magnoliopsida; Rosales; Cannabaceae. Bases 1 to 1005 code for a protein of 334 amino acids. The record is from RefSeq and is a predicted model, not a curated record.